Thunnus maccoyii (southern bluefin tuna) is the source of this 2243-nucleotide messenger RNA. It is a transcript of the gene blvra, whose product is annotated as biliverdin reductase A. Gene Ontology annotation, biological process: heme catabolic process. NCBI's taxonomy places the organism in Eukaryota, Metazoa, Chordata, Actinopteri, Scombriformes, Scombridae. The transcript is spliced from 7 exons. The record is from RefSeq and is a predicted model, not a curated record. Gene Ontology annotation, molecular function: biliverdin reductase [NAD(P)H] activity; zinc ion binding; nucleotide binding. The coding region runs from base 262 to 1131 and encodes 289 amino acids.
CACAUUCAGUGGUCCGCACAACACGGAAGCAAGCCCGGAAGCUAGGAACUUUUUUUGGCGCAUGCACCAGCCGAGCGAAUAGGCGCCAUAUUUGGUCCGGUAUCCGGCUCUUAUAAAAUAUCCAUCGUCCAGAAGGUGUACAUUUGGAUUCAGUCACUGGCCCGUUCGCUCCGUGUUAUGUCAUUUGUAGCGAGGUGACCUCUACGCAGCUACUCACAACAAUAACAGCUAACACAGAAGAGCUAAACAAAGGCAGUCAGUAUGUUUGGAGCAGUGGUGGUUGGCAUUGGCACAGCAGGUUGUGUGAGGAUCAGAGACAUGUUAGCUCCACUGUCUGGCAGUCCUGCAGAGAAACUCACUCCCAGAGGAUUCAUAUCCAGGAGAAGCCUGGACAGUCAGCAGGGGGUGAGCCAGAUCUCAGUAGAAGAGGCCGUGAGCACAGAAGACAUUCACGUGGCGUUCAUCUGCACUGAGAAUGUGUCCCAUGAGGAUAACAUCAGAACCUUUCUGCAGGCAGGGAAACACGUCUGUGUCGAGUAUCCCAUGACUAUGAACUACAAGGCUGCUGUGGAGCUCUGGGAUUUGGCCCAGGAAAAAGGAGUGAUUCUCCAUGAAGAACACAUAGGGCUGCUGACAGAAGACUACAAACAGCUGAAGAAAGAGGUAGAGGGGAAAAUCCUGCAGGAAGGAACUCUUCAUUUUACUAGUGGACCUCUGAAGCCUGGAUUUGGUUUUCCAGCAUUCUCUGGCAUUGCUCGCCUCACCUGCUUGGUUGAUUUGUUUGGUGAGCUGUCAGUAAUUGCAGCAACCAUAGAGGAGGACUCUGGUACCAACUACAGCAAGAUGACUGCAAAGCUGCUUACUGCUGACAACAAACCUCUGACAUGGAUUGAGGAACGAGGACCAGGCCUCCCCAGGGCCAAGAACAUCAACUUUCACUUUGACUCAUGCACUCUGACCCAGAUCCCUCCGGCACCCAGAGGGGCUGUAGGCCUCUUCAUGCAGGACCUGAUCCACUUCUCUGCCAAGCUGGUAGGCCAAGUGAGUCCAGAGGAGCUCCAGAGAGAGAAAACCAGGAUCUUGCACUGCUUGGAAGUGGCAGACAAGAUACAACAACUUUGCAAAACAUAAACGGGUACUCUCCAAUUUAUGAUAGUCAUCAUAAAUCUUCAAACUUGAAUUUAUUUAUUUAUUUAUUUUUAUCACCAUGCCGUUAAGUUUUUGUAUUCUUAGUUGGGUUAUUUUGUCACCACUCUGGUGACUAUUACUGUUUGAAAGAGUCAUUGAACUGAAUAACACAUUUUUACAUGAUCAACACAUGUUUAGACACGGGUGCCUGAAAUCAGUAUAUCAUGACUACUGGAAAUAACUUACAGAGCAGGUGUUCAGCAUCCAGCAAAGAUUCAGAAGGCUACACCUAUCAUGUAGACCCCAAUUAUCAUCCUCAUCAUACAACUGCUUUAUGUUUAAUGUUUCCCUUUAUCCAUAAGUGUUGUUUUUAUAUCAUUAAUGUAAAAAACAACAACUUGGCAACUGUUUAAGAGUUAAAGAGAGUUGUCACUAGCAAUUGCACAGUCACAGUUAUGGUAAAAAAAGUUGGUAGUGGUCGAUAAACAUAUAAGUGUCCAAUCACACAUGCUGAACUUCCAACACAGAAACUUCAAAAUGAAAGUACACAACAAAAUAUUACAUUAAAAAAAUCAUCACAAUGUCAUAAAAUAUUAUCAUAAAGCCAGAUCUGUAUAUCUUACCUGAUAAACAGAAAUCCUUUGAAUCCUCGUGGAAGUUCAGUAGUCUCAGGUUCUGCUCACAAAUUAGUUUCCUGUUUUGUUGACGAUCAUAUAAAAGAGUUUGUCCCCAAGUUAAACUCUUAUAUAAAAGACAGUACUCAGUGUCUGGUAUUCAGCAAGAAUUUAAAACUGUAAACUGGCAGUAAUGGCAGAUUACAUCAUGACAGUGUGUGUUCUGCUGUUUACCGGGUGAGGUGAUCCUGAAUAAGUGUGCUAUAAAUACUACAACUUAAGCUCUAGUGCAUCACCAGUGUUACAAACAAGUAGAUCAAUCUCUUUCCUUCCUUUCCUGUUACCUGGGGACGCACGGACUAACUUAAUAAUCCUGGCAUAUGAGAAAAAUGUCAUAAACCCACUGUUGAGUAGCUACAAUAGAACCUGUUACUACAUAAAUUAAAAUUUAAGAUUAAUGUGGAAAUGUAUGUAAGCAAAUAAAAGUUGUAAUACUUUGAA